AUGGAGCCUUACUAUAGCAGACAAGAGGGUGGAGGCCUGGCCCAUGAUGGGGAUCGACAGCCCUAUACGCUCAGAAAGACCCUCAUAGUCUACAACUUCAGUAUGGUGGUCCUGAACUUCUAUAUCGCCAAAGAGUUACUAAUAGGUUCAAGAGCAGCCAGAUACAGCUACCUCUGUCAGCCUGUCAAUUACUCCAAUGAUGUCAAUGAAGUCAGGAUAGCCUCAGCUCUUUGGUGGUACUACAUCUCUAAAGGAGUCGAGUUUUUGGACACAGUGUUUUUUAUUCUGAGGAAAAAGUUCAACCAGGUCAGCUUUCUUCACGUCUACCAUCACUGCACUAUGUUCAUCCUGUGGUGGAUUGGCAUCAAAUGGGUUCCCGGAGGACAGGCCUUCUUUGGUGCAACCAUCAACUCGUCCAUCCACGUUCUUAUGUAUGGAUACUAUGGCCUCGCAGCGCUGGGACCUCACAUGCAGAAGUACCUCUGGUGGAAAAAAUAUCUGACCAUUAUUCAGAUGAUCCAGUUCCACGUGACCAUUGGCCAUGCGGGGCACUCCCUCUACACAGGCUGCCCAUUCCCAAACUGGAUGCAGUGGGCUUUGAUCGGCUACGCUGUCACCUUCAUCAUUCUGUUUGCUAACUUCUACUACCACGCAUACCGAGGAAAACCAUUCCAGAAAGGAGGCAAACACGUGUCCAACGGCAGCUCUGCGGUCACCAACGGUCACAGCAAAGCAGAGGAGGUGGAGGAAAACGGGAAAAGGCAAAAGAAAGCAAGAACCAAACGGGAGUGA
Molecule: messenger RNA, 792 nt
Organism: Knipowitschia caucasica
Lineage: Eukaryota; Metazoa; Chordata; Actinopteri; Gobiiformes; Gobiidae
Source: the annotation of a GenBank genome assembly